Hordeum vulgare subsp. vulgare (domesticated barley) is the source of this 1130-nucleotide messenger RNA. Its product is annotated as probable E3 ubiquitin-protein ligase ATL44. The transcript has a single exon. Lineage: Eukaryota; Viridiplantae; Streptophyta; Magnoliopsida; Poales; Poaceae. The coding region runs from base 15 to 800 and encodes 261 amino acids. The record is from RefSeq and is a predicted model, not a curated record.
CACUCACUUACCGUAUGACCGGGCUAAUCCAGACACUGGCUAGCUAUAAAAACCGCUGCCGGAGCACCAAACUCUUCCCUCCCUCCUUCGCAAUUCCCACUACGUACACAGUGAGCACACUGAAGAGACGACCUAAGCUGGCCCCGCGCGCUCGUCGGCACGGUGCUCAUCUCCUCAUCCUGUCGGCCUCUCGACCCACCGGCCACCGGGAACGAACCGGAAAAAUGCCCCGCCACCUGCUGCAGCAGUCCGUCGACCGCCUCGCCGCGAUGGCCGCGGCUCCGGCGGCCAUGGACGGCGGUGGGACGAGCGCGCAGACGGACACGGUCCUCAUCGUGAUUGCGGUGCUCUGCUUCCUGCUGUGCGUGGUCGGGCUGGCCAUGGUCGCGCGCUGCUCCCUGCUCUGCAACCCCUCCGCCUUCUCCGUCGACGUGCCCGGGGGAACGCCGGCCAAGGCGCCGUGCGGCGGCCUGGAGAAGAAGGCGCUGCAGUCGCUGCCGACCGUGUCGUGGCGGCCGGAGCAGAGGGAAGUUGACGAGGAGGAGGGGGAGCGGCCGGAGUGCGCCAUCUGCCUGGCGGAGUUCGCGCGCGGCGACGAGGUGCGCGUGCUCCCGCACUGCGGCCACGGCUUCCACGCCGCCUGCGUCGACGUGUGGCUCCUCUCCAGCUCCACCUGCCCCUCCUGCCGCCGCGCCCUCGUCGUCGUGUUGCCGGCGCCGGCGCCGCCAACCACCCACCCUCCGGCGUGUACGACGACGUGCGGUGCCGUGGCAGGCCGCUGCCGGUCGUCGGCAUCGUAGGCGACGGACCGGCCGGUGCGCUGUACCUUGGACUUGGAACAUUCCUGGUCUGUUGCAGCUGGUGCUGCAGAGUGCAGAUUAUGUUCAGACGUAGUCCUUCAUGUACGUACGUACAUACGCGCCAUUUGAUUCGUUUACAUACAUUUCCCAUGUGCCAUGUCAUCUGUACAUAUCAGUAUACCGUACCAUGCACACACACAAAAAAUCAGUAUACCGUGUACUGUAUACUCGUAGGUGCAACUGGACGGUGUGCACGCGAUGGGUCGAUGAUGCACCACUUAAUACGUGUCUGUAAAAACAUUUUUCGUCGUUAAAAUGCAGUCAUGCAUG